Messenger RNA from Colletotrichum karsti, 639 nucleotides. RefSeq names its product Snf7 family protein. Bases 1 to 639 code for a protein of 212 amino acids. Gene Ontology annotation, cellular component: multivesicular body. NCBI's taxonomy places the organism in Eukaryota, Fungi, Ascomycota, Sordariomycetes, Glomerellales, Glomerellaceae. Gene Ontology annotation, biological process: vesicle budding from membrane; late endosome to vacuole transport via multivesicular body sorting pathway. The transcript has a single exon. The record is from RefSeq and is a predicted model, not a curated record.
AUGAACCGCCUCUUCGGCAGCGCCCCGAAAGGGCCGAAACCGACCCUAAACAGCGCAAUAGGCAACAUCGACGAGCGCAUCUCCUCCAUCGACGUAAAACUCUCCUCCCUGACCGCCGAACUGCAAACCUACCAGUCCAAGCUGUCCAAGAUGCGCGACGGCCCCGGCAAGAACGCCAUCAAGCAAAAGGCCCUGAAAGUCCUGCAGCGCCGCAAGAUGUACGAGUCGCAGCGCGACCAGCUCCAGUCCCAGGUCUGGAACAUGGAGCAGGCCCAGACCAUGCAGGACAACCUCAAGAACACCAUGGCCACCGUCGACGCCCUCAAGACCACCAACAAGGAGCUCAAGAAGCAGUACGGCAAGGUCGAUAUCGACAAGAUCGAGAGGCUGCAGGACGAGAUGGCCGACCUGAUGGACAUCGGGAACGACAUCCAGGAGAGCCUCGCGCGGUCGUACGACGUGCCGGAGGAUGUGGACGAGGCCGAGCUGGAUGCCGAGCUGGAGGCGCUCGGGAUGGAGGCCGAGUUGGAGCCGGAGCUGGGGGCCGGGUUGCCGAGUUUCAUGCAGGAGGAGUUGCCCGAGUUCGUGGACGAGGAGCCGGCGAAGGAGGGGGCCAAGGUCAAGGAGGCUGCCGGGUAG